CCGGGCUAACCUGAGACUGUCUAGCUGUUGUUAGGCCGCAACUCCCAUCAUUCCUAGCUGCAGGGGGUGAUGGGAGUUGUAGUCCAAUAACAGCUGGGCAGCCUCAGGUUGACUGCUCCUGUAAUAGGGGUCACACAACAACAAGCAUAUUGUGUCGUGUGACGCCUCCUGGCUGAGCAGCAGUCCCCUGCUAACUGAGCCAAGGGGCUCCUCUUCAAGUAGUGAUUGUCUUAUAUUCUUUAGCUAAAGAAUAUAAGAUAAUCACUACUUUUAUAAUUUUCAGUUUUAAUUUGAACCUAAUAAUUGUUUUUAAUCUGACUUUUUAAAAAAUUAAUUUUAUUACUUGUAUCUGUGUCUAUCUUAUUGUUGUAAGCCACCCCGAGCAGUAUUGCACUGGAGUGGUGGGGUAUAAAUAUUUUAAAUAAAUCAAUAAAUAAUAUUUAGCUGUGGUAGAGCCAGUUACUAGCCCUGCUCAGCAGCCCCAGCACAGUAUCCCCCAUCAGUGGCUAUUGCUGGUGUCUGGCUUGUGUUUCUUUUUAGAUUGUGAGCCCUUUGGAGACAAAUUGACACAUCUGUUCUGAGCAGCAGCUUUUUAGAACUCUUCAUCAGUUUGGAUACGAAAUUAAACACUCACACACCAAGCAGCAUAGGGUAUUAGAGCCCAGAGAACUGAAGUUUUGAAGUGGAGGAGGAGUUGUGCAGUCUUAAUUAGAUUAGCCUCAUGAAGUGCCAGCUUCUGAUUUCAGGAUGCACUCAGGGUAAUGAGACAAAGAAAUGAUUAUGGCUGGUGCCCCAUUUUUUGCAAAUAUCAUGGUACAUGAUCUUGCAAUUACUCAAUUUUGUCACUAAUUACAGCACAUGGGCCUUGUAAGAUAAAGAGAAACAUGGUUGUCUUUGUCUUCUUUUUUCUUCUUCAAAUAUUUAUAUUUUGCCUUUCAACAUGGGGUUGUGAAAGCCAUUUAUAUAGCAAAAUGUAUAAGAAAAUGGUUCCCUGCCCCAAAGGGAUCAGAGUCUUUGAAAAACCCAGAAAGGAACCAGCAAUCACUUUAAAAGGUGGCUUUUAAAAGAGAGAGCCACCACUUUUAAAGCUGCUUCUUUGCCCAGCUAAAGCUGGAGGCUAAUUUUAGAUGGUGCAGAGGUUCUCUUAACAUCUUAGGCAGAAGGCUUUCCAAAAAGUUAAGGUUAUUAACUUAAAAAUAAAUUAAAAAGAUAAGGUUAUUACAUUGGCUCCAGCUGCUAGUAUCCCAGGAACAACAGAAGCAAAGGGAAGCUUCCCAUCCCACCUUCUGUCACUAACUAGUAUUUGUGUUUCUGUAGGUUUGGAGAGUUUUGUCUUGCAUGUCUAUCUCAUCUUAACCAUUUGUAAGUCCAUUAUUUUUCCCCAAUUUUUGUUGUGUUUACCAUACUUCUUAGUGCUAAGGCAGUUUGAUUCAGAUCUGUAUUGGUUCUUUUUGUCUGAUUUAAAACCUAGCUUAUUAGCAUGGUGACUUAAAAAAUAUCAGGGUGAAGGUUAACUUCUAUGUACAGUGGUCAAAAUAGAAAACAGAUUUCUUCUAGAAAAAUAUGAAAUGCAUAGUAAAUUGACAGAAUUUUGCAUUUAAUACAUCUCAUGGCCAGUGUUCCCUGUAAGGCGUGUUUAAGCACUCCUACAUUUUUUGAUGUCCACUCAGUUAAUUUUAGAUCCCGUUCAGGUUGAAACAGGAAGGCAUGUGCGCACACUGUCUUGAUACUGCCUUCCAGAGCAAAACACAUUCUGCACACAGAUGAAAAAAAUUAGAGAGAACACAGCUCAUGGCGGUUGACUCAUCUUUGUUGCUUUCUCUCUUAUUGACAGUUUUCAAAAACAUGUAUGGCAAUAACAGAAGCCCACAUCAACAAUAAAUGGCUUGCUUGAUUAAAAAAGGCAACGUUUACUCUCCGGAGUCAACUGUCUCUUCUCUUCUAGCAAAUUGUAGUCUUAACAGUAGUAGCAGUUCCUUGAAUUCACACAGUUCAAUCCAGUACAAGGACAAGCUGUACAGGUCUGCCUCGCAAGCUCUGGAGGCCUACAUUGAAGACUUUGAUCUCAGCCACCUGUCUCCAGAGAGAAGACCUGGAAAAAUCUGCAUUGCCCAGAAUACUCCUAAAGACUUCAGGUCCCCAAGAGAUGGUUUCAAGCACAAAUAUGAUUCAGAGAACUUUAAGUUGCAUGCAGUACUAGAUUCUGUUGGUCCUCAGUUAAGAAGAAAGGUGGCUUGGGACCCAGAUAUGCUCAGUCUCACUACAGACGAUCUUCUAGCAUUUCCCGCAGAUGGUUCUGCAUCUUUUACCCACUCUGCUGCCUCAAGGCCAGUUCCUCAGAGUAGCAUCCUAAAGUCACUGGCAGCAUCUGUUUACUUUGAUCACCACCGGACUUCAUCCUUUGGCAACCGAGGAGAAAUGAAUUUUCUUGAAAACCCUGCUUCCUCUUUGUACAAGGACUCUAGCAGAAAGGUGCAUAGAAAACACAAAUUUCACAAAUAUGAUUCGGAAGCUUCUGGCCUUUCCCUGGAGGACCAUCUAGUUGAACAAAAGGACUUGGCUUCUACUUCUCAUAAGAACUAUCCGAGGUGGCUUACAAGCCAGAAAUCUGACUUGAGUAUUUCGGGGAUAAGCAGCAUUCCUGACUUCAAGUAUCCCAUCUGGCUGAAGAGUCACAGCCUUUUGUCAGAUUCGGCUCCUGAGAGUUCUACCCAGAGUGAUCCUGCUUCUUUGCAAGGUAGCCAGAAGCUGAUAAGGAAUCAAAAUGAGGACUGCCCAAACAACUCUGAACGUUCUGGACAUAAUGGCUUGUUGGAUUUAUGAAAUGAGCAGGAUGAUCAAAGGAAUAGCCAGUAUGAUAUCCUAAGUGUGUACUUUGCACCUAAGGGAUUGGGAGAACACAAGCAUCUUAUUUAGAGAUGGUGAAAGUGAGUUGCUACUUCAGAAGGCAGGGAGAGUUCUGGAAUCUUCUGCCGAGGAAUUAACUGAUGUCCUGAAAAACAAUGGAAGCCCUUGUACAGUGGAUGUACUAGAAGCAGAAAGAUCAUGGGAUAAUGUUCCAGUUGGUUUAAAAUCUCCAGUGCCUGUAUGUUGUGAGGAGGAGAGUCCUUUGCAAACACCCAAAGCAAGCAUAGUCGAUGAAUUUUUGGAAGAUUGCUUAAAAAAUGCUAGUCAGGAGAGUACUUUUUCUGGAGGGAAUCAUCAUGGGCCUGUGGAAGCUUUGAAGCGAAUGCUGUUUAAUCUUCAAGCAGUUCAGCAAAGCUUUAGCCAGAACAAAAUGGCCGGACACGAUGAAGACUUUUACAAAAAGAGACACUGGUCCCUGAUUAAUGUUUUUCUAGUUUGCCUCUUGGCCUGCGCAUUAACCACAGUGAUGGGGGUGCUGAUUCUGUCCGCAAUUUACGCUAGCAACACUGGCUUCAAAGCAGAACCAAAACGUGAAGUGAGCAUAAAAAAGCGUGAAGUAGUUUCUCGAGAAGCACCAAGUAGCAAACCUUGCCAAAUGCAGGCGGAUCCCAAGUUCCAGUUUCUUCACCAGCAUACUAAAUCUGAGAAACAUGAAUUCCCAGGUGGUAUUAUUCAGUGGUCAAGAUUUAGGAGAAAUGCCAAUGAGUACCAGAACAAGGAAGAGAUGGAGUUCGGAAGAAGCAUCAAUGCUCAGCGCUCCAAGAUGUCAUUUGGCACGAUGCUGAUCAAGAGCCAAGGGCUGCGUGUUCCCCACUGGCACUUCAACGCAAAUGAGCACGGCUACCUCUUAAAGGGCACUGCGUGGAUUGGUGUUGUCGAUGCCGGUGGAAACACAGUCACUACCUACAUUGUCACAUCUGGCCAAGUCAUCUUCUUCCCCCGCAACACGUUGCAUUGGCUCAAGAACAUUGGUGCAGAAGACUGUUUGUUCUUGCUUUUCUUUACAACUCACGAGGAGCUCCAAACUCUGGAUGUGGAUGAUGCCUUUUUCUCAACACCUGAAGACAUAGCAGCCAGGUCAUUAAAGCCUAAAGGGGGAGUGGAUUUCAUCCGGACGUUCCAGAAGCAAGCAGAAGACCAGGCUAUCAACCUUCCACCCAAUCUAGCAGAGCUUGUUCAGAAUGCUAACUACAGGCAGUCUGAAGACAAGCUUGUGUACCGGUACUUUUUUGACCUCAAAGGGUCAGCUGAGUUCACUUACCCAGGGGGAAUAAUCCAGUGGGCUCGGUAUGUAAAAAGUGGGAAAGGUCUGAAACCCAAUGAAAAAAUGUAUAGUGAGUUUCUCCAUUCGAAAGAAGAUUCUCUUACCUUGGGAACCCUCCGGAUCUACAGCAGUGCCUUAAGGCAGCCCCAUUUUCAUUUCAAUGCCAAUGAGAUGGGAUACGUCAUCAGUGGGUGUGGAAAGGUGGGAGUUAUUCUUUCAUCUGGACGUGCCACUGACUUCAGUAUUGGAGUAGGAGAUGUUGUCUUUUUCCCGGUUGGAACCCAACACUAUAUCAAGAGCACAUGCGACGAAGACUUGCUUCUCCUUCUGGCUUUCACGACUGGAAACCAGCUGGAAACUCUCGACAUGGAUGAUUAUAUCCGCGCCACAGCAGACCACAUACUAGCCCAGCUUUUCUUCAAACCACAAGAGGAGUUUAAGAAUAUUCCGACGUUUUCAUCGGAUCAGGCAAUUAAUGUACCUGAUCAUGGAAUCAAUUAUUAAUACUGUGAAUUCUGCCUUUCAUUCUGUGAUCCCCCUGGGGGAGUUUUUCAAGUUGCUGUAUACUUUUCUUUGAAAAAAGCAAAACUAUUAAAGGAAUCCAUGUCCCU
Hemicordylus capensis (graceful crag lizard) is the source of this 4782-nucleotide messenger RNA. RefSeq lists its product as uncharacterized. NCBI's taxonomy places the organism in Eukaryota, Metazoa, Chordata, Lepidosauria, Squamata, Cordylidae. Gene Ontology annotation, biological process: activation of protein kinase B activity. The transcript has 13 exons. Gene Ontology annotation, cellular component: Golgi apparatus; plasma membrane. Bases 3230 to 4675 code for a protein of 481 amino acids. The record is from RefSeq and is a predicted model, not a curated record.